AAUCAUAGAUAUAUAUUAUUAUUGUUCUAUGAUAAUAGAUAAUAUUGAUAUCUACUAUCUACAACCGUGGUUUAUGAUAGUAUAUCGUACUCAUACCAUAGACCUGAAAACUAGUUAUAUCAUGCUACUUACUACUCGGUACUCGGUAGCAUAUUGGCGUCGGUUGUUGUUCUUUCAUUCCGUAGUUCGUACUUCGAGCUUGUAAUUUAUUGUUCGCAUUUUGGUUAUAACAUAGAACAAUGGUUAUAGUCUAUAAUCCAAAUACAUUGAGUUGUUCGUAUUUUUGUCUGAAUUUUUAACGUCGUUUUUCGUGCGCCAUCACGUCGAUCGCCAAUUGUAUUUGUAUCGUUGAACGUUGUUUUUCCUCGCGAGCUGUUAAUUGUUUACUUUUACGGGUAGACAGCACUCUUCUGUAGUACAUUUGGAGCGGACAGCUACGUAGUCGGACAACAGGGUAAUGUACGAACUACCUAGCCUGUUGAAAACGGCGUACUACGCUUGUAAUAAGAUCGAACGUAACAAGUUCGACUUGAUGGAAGCACCGGACGUCGAUAUCCAAGAUUGUUGCGAGUCGCUGUUCGAAAUUUUGAAAAUCGACAAAAACCUAAAUGAGGGCAAUGAUAGGCAGACCAUGUUCACCAGAUCGCAAUUCCCCAUCAAAGACCAGAGGUUUAAUAACAUAUGCGAAAAAGCAGCGUUGAACGGGCACAUCGAUUGCCUGAAACUUGCUCACGAGGUCGGCGUCCCUUGGGACUGUAAGUCAGGAUGGCACAACGGGACAGCGUGCCAAACAGCUGCGGGAUAUGGCAAUCUGGAGUGUCUAAGAUACGCCUUCGAGAACGGAUGCCUCUGGGACGAGGAGACGUGCAGCGAAGCCGCAAGCGGGGGUCACCUUGAGUGCUUGGUUUACGCACGGGAAAACGGGUGCCCCUGGGACGAAAAGACAUGUAGCAGAGCUGCUUGUAAUGGUCAUUUAGAGUGCUUGGCUUACGCACGGGAAAACGGGUGUCCAUGGGACAAGGAGACGUGCUCCUGCGCCGCUUGUUACGGUCAUCUGAAGUGCUUGGUUUACGCACGGGAAAAUGGGUGCCCCUGGGACGAGAGUACGUGCAGUAGCGCUGCGUCGAACGGUCAAAUGAAGUGUCUAGUUUACGCACGGGAAAAUGGGUGCCCCUGGGACGAGAGUACGUGCAGCGAAGCCGCAAGCAGGGGUCACCUUGAGUGCUUGGUUUACGCACGGAAAAACAGAUGCCGCUGGGAUGAUUUGACAUGUUGCCUAGCCGCAUCUAACGGUCACCUAGAGUGCUUGGUUUACGCACAUGAAACCGGGUGUCCAUGGGACCAGAAGACGUGCUUCGAAGCCACAUAUUUCGGUCACGUGGAGUGCUUGGUUUACGCACUGAAAAACGGUUGCCCCUGGACCGAGGACACAUGUUUAUUGGCCGAGAGGAAGGGUUACGUGGAGUGUUUGGUUUAUAGCCGGAACAUUCGCCCCUGGAACAGGUGGGACUAAAUGACGUGCUGCUACACCAAAUAUCUGGUUUAAAAGUGUUUAGAGGAAAAAAUAUAAUAGUUAAAUAUUAAAUUAAUAUACAUAUUUACUAUAAUAAAUUAAAAAUGCUUAUUUUUUCAGACAAAUAGACUACUUUAUUUCCAUCAAUAAGUUGCAACAAUUAACUCGAUUUGCCAUUUGACAAAAUAUUCUAAUUUUUUACAUCAUGUACAAUGGUUUAAUCGAGCCAUAUUUUUAUAAUUGACACCAGUUUAAAUUUUAAUUUUAAUGUAACCAAUUUGUUGUAUUAUCAAUUAAAUAGUGGUUAAUUUCAAUUGCCUAAAAUGUUUAAAAGUAUUAAGUAAAGAUUAGUAAUAAUAUAAAACUAUUAACUGUUUAAGUAAGUGGUAUGUAAUGAAGUAUUUGAAUGAAAAUAUUAAUAUUAAACUAAUUAUUUUACAGUCUUCCCUAUGUGUUGACAAAUGUACAUAUGUAAGGCAUAAUCAAUAAUUUAUUGUAUAAUGUUAUAUUAUCUUAGCUACCUAUAUUGUAAAAAAAUUGGCAAAACUUUGGUUCUUUUAAA
Molecule: messenger RNA, 2075 nt
Organism: Acyrthosiphon pisum (pea aphid)
Lineage: Eukaryota; Metazoa; Arthropoda; Insecta; Hemiptera; Aphididae
Exons: 1
Coding region: 458-1513 (351 amino acids)
Molecular function (GO): protein binding
Source: RefSeq, a predicted model, not a curated record